Zingiber officinale is the source of this 1268-nucleotide messenger RNA. RefSeq names its product mitochondrial dicarboxylate/tricarboxylate transporter DTC-like. NCBI's taxonomy places the organism in Eukaryota, Viridiplantae, Streptophyta, Magnoliopsida, Zingiberales, Zingiberaceae. The coding region runs from base 118 to 1017 and encodes 299 amino acids. Gene Ontology annotation, biological process: transmembrane transport. The record is from RefSeq and is a predicted model, not a curated record. Gene Ontology annotation, molecular function: oxoglutarate:malate antiporter activity. The transcript is spliced from 6 exons.
UCGUCGCUUUAUUUAAAUUGCAGCAGUCCCCGACCAAACUUUCCAAAGUUUCGCAUAUCAAUUGCUUCUCUCUCUCUCUCUCUCUCUCUCUCUCGUUUUUGCAUCGAUCCAGGCGAGAUGGCGGACGCGAAGGUGAAGGCGCAGACCGGAGUCUGGAGCACCGUGAAGCCCUUCGUCAAUGGAGGCGCCUCCGGGAUGCUUGCCACCUGCGUUAUCCAACCCAUCGAUAUGGUCAAGGUCAGGAUCCAAUUGGGUCAGGGAUCAGCAGUACAAAUCACAAAGAAUAUGCUUGCGAACGAGGGUUUCGGUUCAUUUUAUAAGGGUUUAUCUGCGGGUUUGCUGAGGCAAGCUACUUAUACAACUGCACGACUUGGUUCUUUUAGGGUAUUAACCAAUAAAGCUAUUGAGGCUAAUGAUGGGAAACCCCUCCCUUUACUUCAGAAAGCUGGUAUCGGUCUCACAGCUGGAGCAAUUGGAGCAUGUUUUGGCAGCCCAGCUGAUUUGGCACUCAUUCGGAUGCAGGCUGAUGCAACUUUGCCUGCAGCACAGCGACGAAACUACAAAAAUGCUUUUCAUGCACUUUAUCGUAUUAUUGCUGAUGAAGGGGUUUUGUCCCUGUGGAAAGGUGCUGGACCCACAGUGGUGAGAGCAAUGGCAUUGAACAUGGGUAUGCUUGCAUCAUAUGAUCAGAGUGUUGAGCUUUUUCGGGACUCACUUGGUUUUGGUGAAAUUAGCACUGUAGUCGGGGCAAGUGCUGUUUCAGGCUUCUUUGCGUCCGCUUGCAGUUUGCCAUUUGAUUAUGUCAAGACACAAAUACAGAAGAUGCAGCCAGAUGCAAAUGGGAAGUAUCCUUACACCGGAUCCUUGGAUUGCACCAUGAAGACUUUGAAGAGUGGAGGCCCAUUCAAGUUUUACACUGGGUUCCCUGUCUACUGUGUCAGGAUUGCUCCUCAUGUCAUGAUGACUUGGAUAUUUUUGAAUCAAAUCCAGAAGUUUGAAAAGUCCGUGGGAUUAUAAAGUCUGAAACUUCUAAAAAUCAACACAGAUUUAUUCGAUUCUGCUCAUUGCUAUUUGGUACCUUUUUAGUAGCACUUAGUUCUCUAUGAUCACAACAUAGGGUUUUGUUGUUGUAUUCGAGAGCAAUUCAUCACAGGUUUUGGCGAAAGACUAAUCAUUGCCAAUAACAGGUUUUGUUUUCACAAUAAUCUGGAAAUUUAGACAUUCUUAUUUUCGAUCAUAUUCAAUUGAAUCGUUCAGUUACUAAGCAA